AUGUCUGCACCAAAGUUCAAAGUCAUCAUUGCGGGUGCCGGUCCUGUUGGACUCUCGGCGGCCCAUGCCCUUCGUCUAGCCAAUAUCGACUUCCUCGUCCUUGAAAAGAGACAAAAUGUUGUCAUUGAUGUUGGUGCUUCCUUAGCUGUUGGUCCUGCGAGCAUGCGGGUAAUGCACCAGCUUGGCCUACUAGAGAGCCUUUUGGAGGUUAGCCAUAAGUCUGAACGCAGAAAAGCGCUUACUAUUGACGGGCGCGUCGUUAAAGAUACUCCGUUUUACCAUCAUUUAAAAAACAAUACUGGUUCCACAUCGAUAGCAUUCAAUCGCGUUGAUUACUUGCGGCUUUUGUAUGAAAGACUCGGAAGCGAUCAGGCCAAGGUACUGACAGGAAAGGAUAUUGUCGAUAUUAUAAAUAGCAAUUCCGGCGUUACAGUAAAGUGUGUCGAUGGAACUAUUUAUGAAGGGUCAAUUGUGAUUGGCGCAGAUGGCGUCCACAGCAAAGUGCGCCGCGUAAUGCGCCGGAUGGCUCUAGAAGAGGACCCGACGAGAAGCUGGGACGCAGAAAAUCCGUUCUUGACAACGUACAAGUGCCUCUGGUUUUCCACUCCUUCACUUCUCAGCGAACAGAACCUUUCUGGAUGCCCAGACAUGACGGUUUAUGAAACAUAUCACAAGGAUCACUCCAUCAUGUGCUUGAGCGGUAAGCUGCGUUGCUGGACCUUUCUUUAUAAAAAGUUGCCGCAGCCGACGACGCAACGCCUCACUUAUACCAAGGAGGAUAUGGAGGAAAUGGUGAAUACGUUUACCGAUUUUCCCAUUACUGAGUUUGUGAAGGUGAGAGAGGCUUAUAAUAAGAGGAUAAGCUCUUCUAUGGCCUCUAUAGAAGAAGGAAUGACUCGCCACUGGAGCUGCGGCCGCAUUGUGCUCGCUGGAGAUAGCUGUCACAAAUUCGCGCCAAACCUGGGUCUUGGCUAUCAGAGUGGGCUACAAGACGUAGUUGCUUUGUGCAAUCGACUCCAUUUGGCCGUUGCCCAAGCACCAGAUGGAAUACCCAGUACUCUCGCCUUGAACCAAGUGUUCCAAUCGUAUCAUGCCUUUCGGCAAGGACCUGCUAAUAUAGAUGCCAAGUUAUCCGCAUUUUUGAUUCGGCUGACUGUCUGGGCUAACCUCUUUCAUUACUUCCUAUCACUCUACAUACUUCCCUCAUUAAUAGCGGACCAUAUCUUGCAGAACUGGAUUUUCCCUCCGAUUGAUAGACGGAUGCUGGUUCUUGAUUAUGUAGAAUCAGAAGAGCCAUUUGCCGGAAGAGUGAGCUGGAUCUAUAAAAUACCGACACCUUCAAAGGAAAAGGAAGACUGAGUUUGAAUAUGAUAUUAUCGUCUAUGGGAGCUCAACAAAAAAAGAAAUACAUGAUGAUAAUGAUGAUGGGACAUCCAGAAAGGGCCGUGUGCUUUGAAAGCCAGCAAGUAUUCCGCGUAUUAUGUCAUAAACUAUUUGCUUGCGUGUUAGUCAGGCAGAAUAUUUAUCCUUAUUACUACUCUAUGGAAUUUUCGGC
Trichoderma asperellum CBS 433.97 is the source of this 1555-nucleotide messenger RNA. RefSeq lists its product as uncharacterized. NCBI's taxonomy places the organism in Eukaryota, Fungi, Ascomycota, Sordariomycetes, Hypocreales, Hypocreaceae. Gene Ontology annotation, molecular function: FAD binding. The record is from RefSeq and is a predicted model, not a curated record.